UCCUACCACCACCAACAGGUUCUUUUUCACUCUUAACGGCUAGUUUUUCCAUUGUAAUCCCAUUUAACAAACGCUAAAAUCCAUUUCUUUGCUUACAAAAUUCAUUUUCUCUCUCUAGCCGUUAGCUGGCCUUUCCAACUUGGAACUUUUCAACCCUUUCUCAUUUCCAUAUCUUUUCUUAUGAUAAUAAUAAUAUAAUAAUUAUUUUCAUUUUCUCUCAAAUUUACAAGUCUCUAUAUAUAUUCCAUAGUCUCUUAAUUGUCAGUUCAGAAACAAAAAUGGAUUGCUUGGUCUUGCCUGUGUCAAUAUUAAGAAAGCGCUACACAGGCUCUCGCUUAGGCUACCGGGCGUUAACUGAAGAUUUUGAACCGCCGGUGACGGUGGUGGUGGGGAAAGAGAAGAAAGAGUUCUUGGUUGAUCCAUUUGUAUUAGAAGAGAGCCCGUUUCGACUUCUGAUAGAAACGGUGAAAAAAGACGAUGAUCGUACGUGUACGGUGAUGAUGAGAAGAGAAAAGAAAGCGAUCUUCGUUGACGUCGAUGCCAUUUUGUUCGAGCAUAUGUUGUGGUUAUUGUACAAUGAUUCUUCUUCUUUGUUUCAGCUUAAUCUCAAGGAGAUUAUUGACUUCUAUGCUCAAGAUUAUUAGAAAAUAAUGAUGAUUAAAGGAAAAUGUAAUUAGCUAUACAUGUAUUAUGAUCACUAAUUAGUAUCGAGUUUCAGGUUCUGUAUAAUUAAAAAUACAGUCGUGUCCUUGAUCAUGUAAAACCUAGAUUUAUAGAGAGAUUGUUGUGUAGCACCUGUCCUGUACUGCAAUUUCCAAAUCACAAUUAAGGAUGUAUGACAUUAAUAUGUAUUGUUUCCAGAAUUGACAACGAAAAAUAAGUACGGUAUAUUAUUGAUA
Messenger RNA from Jatropha curcas, 899 nucleotides. RefSeq lists its product as uncharacterized. Lineage: Eukaryota; Viridiplantae; Streptophyta; Magnoliopsida; Malpighiales; Euphorbiaceae. Gene Ontology annotation, biological process: response to auxin. The record is from RefSeq and is a predicted model, not a curated record.